GAGGAAAUAGGAAAGGUAAUAUUUGAAUUAUAUGAGGAUAAGGUUCCUAAAACAGUGGCCAAUUUUAAAAGUUUAUGUUUAGGAGAUAAGGGAAAAACCAAACCAUUGAAGGAAUUUAAUAAUAUUACAGCAACAUUGCACUAUAAAGGAACGAAUGUAAAUAGGAUAGCUAGAGGAUUUUUAAUACAAGGAGGUGAUGUUGUUUUAAAUAAUGGGAAUUCAGGUCAUUCAGUGACAAGUAAGGUCUUGGAAGAUGAAAAUUUUGAAUUGAAACAUGAACCAUUCGUGUUGACAUGUCCAAAUUAUGGCCCAAAUACUAAUACAAGUCAGUACGCCAUUACACUUUCUAAAUGUCCAUGGCUCGAUGACCAACAUGUUGUAUUUGGGAGAGUGAAAGAAGGAUUUGAAGUGCUGAAGAAGAUUGAAUCGUUUGGGAGCGACUCAGGU
Naegleria gruberi is the source of this 447-nucleotide messenger RNA. RefSeq lists its product as uncharacterized. Gene Ontology annotation, biological process: protein peptidyl-prolyl isomerization. Gene Ontology annotation, molecular function: peptidyl-prolyl cis-trans isomerase activity. The record is from RefSeq and is a predicted model, not a curated record. The annotation marks the transcript as partial. The transcript has a single exon. NCBI's taxonomy places the organism in Eukaryota, Heterolobosea, Eutetramitea, Acrasida, Naegleriidae.